Hypoxylon trugodes is the source of this 722-nucleotide messenger RNA. RefSeq lists its product as uncharacterized. The record is from RefSeq and is a predicted model, not a curated record. The coding region runs from base 167 to 451 and encodes 94 amino acids. Lineage: Eukaryota; Fungi; Ascomycota; Sordariomycetes; Xylariales; Hypoxylaceae. The transcript has 3 exons.
GCGACGUCGGGUAUAUAAGUCGAAGAGAUCCCGCACAUCUCGAGAAAGAAAAGAAGAGCAUCACAGGACAACUCACCUACAAUCAUCACUCAAACACAACAACCCCAACCACUCUCAACACCAAAAUCAAGGAACUAUCCUUCCCACUUCUUCCAACCCCAUCAAAAUGCAGUUCAGCCUCAGCUCCCUCCUCAUCGCCUUGACGAUCGCCUCCUCAGUGGCCGCAACUCCCACUGGUGAAGCUACCAAGCGUGAAGCGCAAACCGGCCGUGGUGACUGCAACGGUACUUCUUGCCAAAUUGUCUUUGCCAACUUUGAGUGCAAUGUUGGAUCGUGCGCUGGAUCUCAGGGAGGUGACGGCAAGCCCUGCAGUGUCAUCGACAACUCCGAUGGCACUAGGACCACCUACUGCCCCGGCUGCGGUGACCCUGAGAAGUGCCCCAGCUUCUAAGCGCAAGAUGCCAACUCUUUAAUCUAGCACGGGAAGGUUCAUCGGCGUACUUCUUGGGGACUAGAAAGACUUGUCAUUAGCAAUAUGCAUUGGGUUGGGUGGUAGUCAUCGGUUUUGGGUAUCACGGGGAGUAGGGUUUGGGUCGGAUAGAAUAUGUCACUCAUUUAUAUCGCAUGCCAAGUUUUCAAUUCAACAUUGAGAAUUUGGUAGGACAGCGUUAACAUAAAUCCCUUUGUGUCUGAGAAAUAUGAGCCAGUGUGAACUUGAUAUA